AUUAGAAAUAUUGUUUGUUGUUCAAUCAACAAAGAACAGCAUCCAUCAUCAUCAUCAUCAUCAUAUAUAUAUCCCACCUAAUCAUAAUUUUCCUUGAAAAACAAACUUGUCAACAACAUUAAGAAUCUGAUCAAAUUUUAGCCCUCAAAACAUUUUUUUUUUUCCUGCAUUCAUUCUUUUUUGGUCCCUCAUCACAUUAUUAUACCUUUUGAGGUAAAAUCUUUUCGAGGGACUUAAUAAAGAUAAUGGGUGCGUGUUGUUCGUGUCAUCGGGGUGUCGGUCAUUUCGAAGGUCUUUUCAUGGAAGGCGGAUCGGAAGGCAUUAAAGAGCUCGAUAAUGGAAAACUCAUAUCGAGAGGAGAUAAAGGCGCGCUCGUUCGUCUUCAGGGUUCGUCUAAAUAUGUUUCUAUGUUCUCACAACAAGGCAAGAAAGGCCUCAACCAAGAUGCCAUGACAGUUUGGGAGAGCUUCUUAGGUGAUAGAGAGACAUUCUUGUGUGGUGUGUUUGAUGGACACGGGCCCUCGGGCCACAUGGUUGCACAAUACAUUCGCGACAUUUUGCCGGCAAAGAUAUCAUCUUUAUGUAAAAGAUGGGACAUUGAGGAGAGAAAUAAUCGUGACAAUGAGAUGAGUCCGGAGAUUAAUAAUAAGAAUCAAUUGUUUCAAUCAUGGAAAUCAAGAAUGAUAAAUUGCUUCCACGAGAUGGAUGAUGAACUCGAGGCUAAUGCUUCAAUUGAAAGCUAUUGUAGCGGCACAACAUCUGUUAUCGUGCUUAAGAAGGGUCAACAUUUGAUCAUUGCGAAUUUGGGAGAUUCGCGCGCUAUCCUCUGCAAAAGGGAUGAUGAAAAUAAUCAAAUUAUUUCAGAGCAGCUCACAGUUGAUCUCAAACCAAAUCUCCCAGAUGAAAUGGAGCGAAUAAAAAGUUGUGAAGGCCGAGUUUUGGCAAUGGAAGAAGAGCCAAAAGUGUACAGGAUUUGGAUGCCAGACCAAGAUUGCCCUGGACUUGCCAUGGCAAGAGCUUUUGGAGACUUUUGCUUAAAAGACUUUGGCCUCAUUUCAACUCCUGAUGUAACUUACAGAAAGCUCACUGAAAGCGAUGAAUUCGUAGUCUUAGCAACCGAUGGGAUAUGGGAUGUGCUGUCAAACAACGAUGUCGUAAAAAUUGUCGCGUCGGCAAAAAAACGGUCAAUGGCAGCAAAGCUUCUUGUUGACGAGGCCGUGAGGGCUUGGAGGCACAGAUUCCCGUGCGCCAAGACUGACGACUGUGCCGUUAUUUGCCUUUUCUUCAAGCGCCAACGGCCACUACUUACAAAGUCCUAUUCGGAAGUGUCGGGCCUAAGCCAAUCGGAAUUACAUGGCGGUGGGGACCACGGCCAUGCGGGCACGGAUGAUGGGCUCGACACGGUCUUGAAUUGGGACGACGGCCGGAGGUCGUCGCAUCAUUACAGCCGUCGUAUCAAGAAGAGAAGGUUGGUCGCCAAGCUAGAGACAGUUGGAGAGUGAUAUUUAUGUUGUUUGUUUGUUUGUUUGGGUGUAAAAUUGUAUUGAAUUUGAGGGGGAAGAUUUUUUAUUGUCUUAUUUUAUUUAAUGCAACGGUUACCCCUGAAGUUUAUUUUCAAAAGCACUAAAUGCUGCUCUUGUAAUUAAUAAUACUUCAAUUGAUUUGUUUGGAAAAUAGGCCUGGG
Messenger RNA from Striga asiatica, 1684 nucleotides. NCBI's taxonomy places the organism in Eukaryota, Viridiplantae, Streptophyta, Magnoliopsida, Lamiales, Orobanchaceae. The record is from the annotation of a GenBank genome assembly.